Molecule: messenger RNA, 897 nt
Organism: Spodoptera litura
Lineage: Eukaryota; Metazoa; Arthropoda; Insecta; Lepidoptera; Noctuidae
Product: phosphatase 6 regulatory subunit 1-like protein fmt
Cellular component (GO): nucleus; cytosol
Molecular function (GO): protein phosphatase regulator activity; protein phosphatase binding
Source: RefSeq, a predicted model, not a curated record
UGGCAACACUAGCAACAUAACUGUCAAAAAGAAAACGGAUCGUUGCAAUCUCAAGAACGCUAAAAUUUAUAAAUUAAAUAAUUGUAUUCUAUGGAUUAAGAAUAAAUACAUGAGUUGUACUUAACCAUUUUAACGAUGUUUUGGAGCGGAAAUUAUAUUGUAGUUAGGGAGUUAAAUUUUCUUCUCAAAGAAGAGAACGUAACGUUGACGCAAGUGUUGGAGGCGGAUGACAUCCUGCAGGAAUGCAAGGCGGACAACAAAGCGCUCAUACAGUUCCUCACAAAGCCCGAAGUGCUGGCGGAGCUGAUAACCCUCAUAACGGAGGAACCUCCUAAGAAUGUAGAGCUUGCAUCACAGUACCGACAUGCCAACAUAGCAUGCGAGGUGCUCACCAGUCACCUGUCCAUGUUGAGCGAUCGGCUCUCCAUGGAUGCCACACAGAUGAACCGGCUCUGUGACUUCAUCAACAAGGACCCCCCACUCAACCCACUGUUGGCCUCAUAUUUUAGUAAAACUGUGGAAAUGCUGCUAGAAAGGAGCCCCAAACAGGACUGCUACCUGUACCACAUAGUGUGCCUGCGAGUGCUGGACUUCUUCAAGUCGCGGCGAGACUUCCUGCCCAACCUGCUCCGCCACAUGUGCACCUCCGCCAUAGCAGACACCUUCAAGUACUUCAUCAGACUCGAUGACCUCUUCAAGAAGUCUGUCAUGGAGUGGUUCGAGGAGCACCAGUUCCUGGAGUGCCUCAUACAGAUAGUCUGCGGGACGUACGUGGCGGAGGACCAGGCGCCCCUCGAGUCACAUGAGAAGGCCGACCAUGAACCCAGCGAGAAGACUGAGGCUGCUGAGGAACGCAAGCCUGAUACAGGGGCUGGUGAAAAACAAGGUAAUUUAUAA